AUGCCCUGGCUCUGGACGAAGCCUGACGCUGGGCAUCAAGAAUAUGUCAACUGGGAUCCAGUCGACCCGUUUUUCAUCGACGACAGCGAACGGAGGUACAGACUUAUAACGGCCUCCAGUCGUGAACGGGAGACCCAGCGCAACGUUAUUACGCAGGUCUUUAAUCCUGGCCUUGGACACACUGCCUUCUGCACGACUGAUGGCAUAGGUAGGGGCGCCCUCGUUCACAUCAAGCUGUGUACGCCGUCGGAGAACAGUGUCAACCUUCCGGAACUCCCCGAGAAUACGGAAGUCAAGUUUCAAGUGGCCCAACAAGAUCGCACCUAUGAGGAAGGUGACUUGUUAAUGAAGGGCAGAUUGGUCGAGGUGGAGUCUUCGGCGGAUCUGGUCAUCGCAACAGAAAGCUUUGGCACCGAAGUUAAGCCCAGUGUUAACUUCCAGAUCGUGACCGUCGUUCAGCCAAACACAAUGCCUAUUGAUGACCAGCUGAAUGCACUCAAUGAAGUCACCAACGUUACUGUCUAUGAGAGCCCAUACUAUUUCGUUCUGGAUUUCAAAAGCGUGUCCCCUUUGGAAUCGCACCUCCAGGAAGAGCGGCUAGGACAUAUACGCCGUCUCUUUCCCUUGGAUGACGUCCAGCUGCAAGCUUUUGUCAAUUCGACCUCUAGGGUCACCUGCGGUGUCAGCCUCAACCAAGGACCCCCCGGUACGGGUAAAACGAGGACAGCCGUGGCAAUCAUCUUGGCACUUACCGCGCUGAGGAUAAAAGUCCUCGUCGUCGCCGGUUCUAAUAAAACCGUGGAUAACCUUUUGGAAUCCUUGGUUACUGCAGCGGCAAGGGAUGCUCUCCUAAGGGCCUGGUGUGACCAGUUUGUACGCUUCGGAACACCUGCCUAUCAACUCAGCCAGAUCCGGGCAAAGAGCGCUAGUGAUCCUAUUGCCAGGCUCAGGGCGCAGGCAGAUGCUACAAAUGACAACCAGGCGAAUCCUACUCUGGAAAAAGUCCAGGCGCACAACUUGGUUGUCGCCCAUGCGCAACAGAACCCCGACGAUAAGCAUUGCAAAUCUCUCCUUGAGUACAUGGCCAUAGACAAGGAGAAGGGCCUCAGCAGAGACGGUACCAAGAAGCUACGCUCGUCGUAUGAAAACACCUUAUUGGGUUACUUCGAAGGCUGCAUCGUCGUUGCUACGACAUUGAGCAACGCUUCUCAUGACGUCCUGCGCCUGCCAAAUUUCAAGCCGGCGUUCAUCGUUAGCGACGAGGCAGGGCAGUGCCUCGAGGGGGAUCAUUGCAUUGCGUUGACAAUGCCGUCGGUCCGUGGUGUUGUCCUGAUUGGUGACCCCGACCAACUUUCCCCCACGACAAACUAUCGGAAUCAUAGCCAGAUUCUAGAUUUAUUCAACAGUGGGAUGUACAGGGGAAAGCUCGUUCCUGGCCCCGAAAAUGACCGACUAGAGCGGGUUGGCAGAGCGUGGGAUUCCUUUACCGGGCCCCGUCACUGGUUUCGAGCACUUAACGUUCAUGGCAUGCGUCGGCUGUUCAUUAGCAUCAUUGGAAAAGCUAAACGCAUGGAAAACAGUCUACCCUGGUCCAACGAGAGCCAGGUGCAGGUGCUCCACCAUCUUCUGACGUCCCUGUACUUGUUUCAGACGUCCAACGGUGACAGUGUGCUCCCUGAAGACGUCAUGAUAGUAAGCCCGUACAAAGACCAAAAAGUUCUUGUACAAAGGAUCCUGAGCCAGCACGAGGUUAGAUACCGUGACAACCUUACAGUGGAUGCCACACAGGGGCAAGAGGCACCAAUUGUGAUGUUUCUGAUGACCAAGCCCUCGCAGAAUGUCGCCAGCGCGGGUUUCAUGGCAGACACAAACCGGCUUAACAUCGUCCUUAGUCGUGCCAAGAAAGUCAUGAUAAUCAUUGGCAACCUGAGGGACUGGAACAACAAUGGCAUUGCCAAGAUGAAACAAUCGGUCGGAAAAAGGGCGAGGUUUCUCAUUGAUCUCAUCAGGGACGUCACUGCAAGGCGUCACACGCUGACAUGGGCCGGGCCAGAGGCAAACCCUACAGGGCGAGUUCAAUACUUCUCCCACGACCGACCUGGUGAUAUCCAAGAUGUACCUUCAGGUCCAUCGGUCGUGGCGCCUCCCACCGUUCGUCCUGCUCCUUUUGCCCCGCCAACGACAACACUCCCCGUAGUACAAACCCGGGACCCAACUGAGGUCGCUGAGCUGCUGCGGACCCAAACCGAAGAAGACCAUUAUGUUGAUAUGGGCGACGCUCCUCGAGUAUUGGCGCCCAACGUGCGUUAUACGGUGCAGCUUCCUCUGAGGCAGCGCUCUUGCUCUCCCGUAUAA
This is a messenger RNA of Aspergillus bombycis, 2355 nucleotides long. RefSeq lists its product as uncharacterized. NCBI's taxonomy places the organism in Eukaryota, Fungi, Ascomycota, Eurotiomycetes, Eurotiales, Aspergillaceae. The record is from RefSeq and is a predicted model, not a curated record. Gene Ontology annotation, molecular function: 5'-3' DNA helicase activity. The transcript has 3 exons. The coding region runs from base 1 to 2355 and encodes 784 amino acids.